CAAGCGGGUGGCGGGCGCGGCCGUCGGGGUGGCCAUGGUGCUGCUGCUGCUGGUCGCCAUCCCGCUGCUGGUGCACAGCUCCCGCGGGCCGGCGCACUACGAGAUGCUGGGUCGCUGCCGCAUGGUGUGCGACCCGCACGCACCGCGAGGCCCAGACCCCGACGGCGCGCCCGCCUCGGUGCCCCCCUUUCCUUCGGGAGCCAAGGGAGAGGUGGGCCGGCGCGGGAAGGCAGGUCUGCGUGGGCCCCCGGGCCCUCCAGGUCCCAGAGGGCCUCCAGGAGAGCCCGGCAGGCCAGGUCCCCCGGGACCUCCCGGCCCAGGCCCCGGUGGAGUGGCGCCCCCUGCCGGCUACGUGCCUCGCAUUGCCUUCUACGCGGGUCUGCGGCGGCCACACGAAGGUUACGAGGUGCUGCGCUUCGACGACGUUGUGACUAAUGUGGGCAACGCUUAUGAGGCGGCCAGCGGCAAGUUCACCUGCCCCAUGCCGGGUGUCUACUUCUUCGCUUACCACGUGCUCAUGCGCGGCGGUGACGGCACCAGCAUGUGGGCCGACCUGAUGAAGAAUGGACAGGUCCGGGCCAGCGCCAUUGCUCAGGACGCGGACCAGAACUACGACUACGCCAGCAACAGCGUCAUCCUGCACCUGGAUGUGGGCGAUGAGGUCUUCAUCAAGCUGGACGGAGGGAAGGUGCAUGGCGGUAACACCAACAAGUACAGCACCUUCUCUGGCUUCAUCAUCUACCCGGACUGAGCAGGGCCGCAUCCCCGCGCCCCGCCGCCCUUCGCCUCUGCUCCCCUCCUCCCCACUUCAGCCGGCCUCACUCCCGGCGCGAUCCCAUCCUCAGAGAGCCUGGCGGCGGGGCGGACCCUCCGGGGGCGCGUUCAGCCGCGUGGACGGCGAGCUCUUGGGGACAGGCGGCUGGAGAGUGGAGGAAGCCGGGCAGCAUGGGAAAGCACCGUCUGCGUCUGCUUGCAAGCCGGGACGGAGCAGGGUGGAGGUCUUGGCCCUCUCUUCUGCUGGGAGCUGGGGAACAGUUUCAUUAGCGGGAGCUCAGAGACUCCAAAAGCAGACGGGAAGUAUGGCACGUGGGGAGGGAGAGAACAGAAGCGGAAAGAGCCAAUCCAGGCGGAACCAGAGCACACGUUAGGAGUUAGGACGGGGUAGGCGCUGGUCCCGUCAUGACAAAUUUCUCUCCCCAUCCCAUUUCAUCUCCAUUUUCAAGCUCCAGGCUUUGGCCUUGGCAGCCUUCCUGUGAACUGGAGGAACCGGUGAAUUCUUUCCUACAUUUAAAAUUAAUUCUGUACAGUCCCCAUUUCACCCCCAAAUGGGUUAGGCCCUGGGGCUACCGCUGCUGUUGCCCCUUCUAAUAAAAGUUAAGUUGGA
Molecule: messenger RNA, 1384 nt
Organism: Manis javanica (Malayan pangolin)
Lineage: Eukaryota; Metazoa; Chordata; Mammalia; Pholidota; Manidae
Gene: C1QL4
Product: complement C1q like 4
Molecular function (GO): protein binding
Source: RefSeq, a predicted model, not a curated record